UUCAAAAAAAAUAAAAUGAACGGAAUCCGGGCACAAAAUUUUCCCAAAAUCCCAUCUUUCUCCAUUCCACUGCCAAAACCCCACCAAUCUCCCUCCAAAUCCAUCGGCGAAACCCUAACGAGCCUUCUGUCCCAGCUCGAUCAAUGCUCCUCCUCACCGUCAUCUCUUCCCCAGUUCCACGCCAAAGUCUUCAAAUCCCGCUUCUCCAACAACCCUUUCCUCCUCACUCGCCUAGCUCAUACCUACCUCUUCUUCAAAAACCUCGCUUUUGCCAAUAAAAUUCUCUUCAAUUUCCCCAAAAAAGCUCCGCUUUUCCUAUGGAACGAAACGAUCAAAGCGUUUUCGAGGAAUGGGCUAUUCCGGGAAUCCAUAGAUUUAUACUGUUUGAUGUUUUCGCGUGGUGUUCGACCAAAUGAGUUCACAUUCACGUUUGUUCUUCCGGCUUGUGCUGGGUUGAGGAGCAUUGAUGAAGGCCGCAGAGUCCAUGAAGAAAUUGAAAGGAUGGGGAUGGAGUCUAAUUUGUUUGUGGCGACGGCGAUCAUUGAUAUGUAUGGCAAAUGCCGGCAUAUUGGAUCUGCAAGGGAGGUGUUUGGUAGAAUGCCGCAGAGAGGUACUGCGGCUUUUAAUUCAAUGAUUGCUGGGUAUGUCUUAUGUGGUAAAUAUAAGGAAGCUUUGAUCACCUUUGAGCAAAUGCAAAAAUCAGAUGUAAAAUAUGAUGCAGUAACUAUGGUAAGUGUCCUCCAAGCUUGUUCCUCUGUAGGAGCCUUGCAACGCGGAAGAUGGAUACACGAAAAUUUGAUUAAAAAAUGUUUGGAGAUAAAUGUUCAUUUAGGUGCUGCUCUUAUAAAUAUGUAUGCGCGAUCUGGCAGCAUACAAGAAUCAAGAAUAGUCUUCAAUGGAAUGCACAAGAGAGAUCUCAUCUGUUGGACUGCAAUCAUCUGUGGUUAUGGAAUGCAUGGGCUUGCAAAAGAUGCAGAGAUGCUAUUUAACCAGAUGGUGGAAUCUGGUAUUGAGCCAGAUUGUAUCACUUUUGUGGGAAUUCUAUCUGGUUUCAGCCACAAAGGAAUGGUUAAUGAGGGCCAGAAAUACUUCAAGAAGAUGACUGAAGAGUAUUGUAUUGUGCCUACAUUAGAGCAUUGCAGUUGUAUGGUUGAUUUGCUUGGCAGGGCAGGAAGACUGGAAGAGGCUGAGAGGUUCAUUAAGAAGAUGCACAUCAAACCAGAUGCUGGUAUCUGGGGUGGAUUGUUGAAUGCAUGCAAGAUCUACAGCAAUGUUGGCAUGGCUGAGAGGCUUGUGGAAGAAAUCUUGAAGCUUGAUCCCAGCAAUGCAGGUUGGUAUGUUCUCAUGUCCAACAUCUACGCAGCUGCGAAGCACUGGAAUGGUGUUGCGAAGAUGCGGCGCCUGAUGCGGGAGAGGAAGGUUUCAAAGCUUCCAGGGUGGAGCUCAAUAGAGAUAGCAGGGGGAAUACAUUAUUUCGCCGCAUUCGAUAAAUGUCAUCCGAAGAUAGAGCAGAUCUGUAAAUUCUUGAAGGAUUUUGAGGAGAGGAUGCGAGCAGAGGGUUAUGUUGUAGAAACCGAUUGCGUGUUGGUGAACUUGAAUGAUCAGGAAAAAGAAGAGAUGCUUUGUGGGCAUAGUGAAAGAUUAGCUAUUGGUUUUGGAAUUCUGAGCAGCAAGGAAGGGGAGGUGUUGAGGGUGAUGAAGAACUUGAGGGUGUGUGUGGAUUGUCAUACAGCAACUAAGUUCAUAUCAAAGAUUGCUAAGAGGAAGAUCAUAGUCCGAGACACAAAAAGGUUCCACCAUUUUGAAGAUGGGGUGUGCUCUUGUGGAGAUUAUUGGUAAUACUUAUAUCAAUUUUUUCAUUUGUGGUAUUUAAUGCCUAUUCUUUCUCCAUAAAGAUGGCAUAGAGAUCAAAGAAUAAACAAAAAUCUUUGACAGCCUCAUUGUCUAUGUAAAGGGUCUAAAGAUACAAGGAUUUUCAUGUCUCGAGCUUGUAGGCAAAAUUUUCCUUGAAUCUGGGAGAUGGGCCUCAACAAACAGUUCUCGAGAGAUCAAAUUGUGAAUGUUGAUACCAAUUGUGAGCUGUUUUUCUUUUCUUUCCCUUCAAAAACCCUUAUAUAUUGUAAAAUGUGUUGUAAAUUUUAUCAA
Dendrobium catenatum is the source of this 2145-nucleotide messenger RNA. Its product is annotated as pentatricopeptide repeat-containing protein At3g46790, chloroplastic. The transcript has 2 exons. The record is from RefSeq and is a predicted model, not a curated record. Gene Ontology annotation, biological process: RNA modification. The coding region runs from base 16 to 1839 and encodes 607 amino acids. Lineage: Eukaryota; Viridiplantae; Streptophyta; Magnoliopsida; Asparagales; Orchidaceae. Gene Ontology annotation, molecular function: protein binding; zinc ion binding; RNA binding.